GGCGGCGGGAGGAAUGGGGGUGGGGGUGGGGGAAGGUCGGCAGAACUUGAGAAAGUGUCACCUCUGUAUUGGUGUGCCACCUCUUGCCCGUCUAGACUGCUUGGGCUCAAUCUCUUUCUUGGUGUCUUAUCGCCGACCUCCACGGAUGCGCUCGCUCCCUAAAUCCUGCCUCCACACCCCCACCCCACUCCUUUGAGGACGCUCAAACUAUUCUGUUGUUUUUAUUAAAAAUUGACUAGAUGCAAAAAAGUGGUUGCUCUUACUUAACGAAGUGAAGUAUGAAGAUUAGUAGUGUAAGGAAUUCUCGUUUAUCCAUUACCCAGUUUAAGAAGCAAAACUUCUCAAAGGUUGUUUCCUUCCUUGGUUGUGUAACGUUCAGGAGCCCUCAGCCUAAAGCCCUAAAGGGAAAAAUUGUAGGACGGGAAAAAAAAGUCAUCCAUCCAUAUAGUAGAAGAGCAGCUCAAAUUACAAGAGAGGCCCACAAACAAGAAAAAAAGGAAAAAUUGAAGAAUGAAAAGGCACUGCGUCUCAACAUUAUUGGUGAAAAACUGCAGUGGUUUCAAAGUCAUCUUGAUCCCCAAAAAGUAGGAUAUUCAAAGAAAGAUGCUUGUGAAUUAAUUGAAAGGUAUUUAAAUCGAUUCAGCAGUGAACUAGAACAGAUUGAAUUACAUAACAGCAUCAAAGACAGGCAGGGAAGGCGGCACUAUUCCCGGGAGACAGUCAUCAAGCAGACAAUGGAGCGUGAGCGACAACAGUAUGAAGGAUAUGGCCUUGAGAUUCCAGACAUUAUAAAUGCUGGUAAUCUGAGAACUUUUAGGGAAUGGGAUUUCGAUCUGAAGAAAUUGCCAAACAUUAAAAUGAGAAAAAUUUGUGCUAAUGAUGCGGUCCCCAAGAAGUGCAAGAAGAAAACUGUUACGGCUGUAGAUACAGAUUUAGGGGAACUGGAACUAAAAGAUGAAUCAAGUGAUUCAGAUGAGGAGAUGACAGCAGUGGCCUAAUUGUCCUUUGUUUGAAGUAAAAGUAAAUAAGAUGAGAGCCUCAAGUUAUAUUUGACCUGAUUAUGUUUAGUAACUGUAGAUACAAGAAUUCGCUGUGUAGCUUCUUUCUUUCAUCAUGAGAAUCCCAUUUGCAGUUUCAAAAACAGUGUUAUGAUUAUCAGUUAGAAAUGAAUGUUGCUUUUUAUUUACAUUAAGUUGCUAAAAUAGAUAUAGUGAGAUAAAAGCACAAUCUAAGAUCCAUUUAAUCAAAUUUCAUGAGCAGUGGGAGUGAUACGAAUAAUGACAAAAAUGUUUUCAUCUUUUCCCUCAUGUUUACCUUGGAUCCCCUGAUCUCACAUUCUGGGGCUUCUAUAGCAGCAUGUUUGCUGAAAGGGUCCUAUGGAUACUUCUUGAGCAAUGAUGGUAGCAAAAUUGGUUUCAGUUAAUAGUGUUUCACUAAUCUUCCUCUUGAACAUCACACCAUCUUUCUUUCCUAGUAAAAUAAAGAAAAUGAUAGAUUGUAUUUUUGGGAAAUAGACAAGGAAAUGUGAUACAUAUUUCCUUGUAUACAAUAUACAUAUUGUAUAUUUAGGAAAUAUACAAGGAAAAUGAUAGAUUAUUUUUAUUAUCUUUAAGCCAGUGUUAAACGAUAAAGUAAAAAAAUGGUGAUUAUUUCCAUGAUGUUGGCCUCCCACACUUAAUCUGUUAUCUUUUGAUAAAGGGGAUAAAUAAUUUCAGGUUAACUGUAUUACUUUGUUUUCUCAUGAAAGAUGAUAGAUUUUAAUUGUGGAAACAACUAAUGAUUAGAGAAUCAGUUAUUGCAAUUGUUAUUUAUUUGUGUUACUUAUUCUUCUAAGAGGCUAAAUGACAUAAUUUGGUAUUUAAAGUAUCAUGAAAGACAUGGGUGUGUUAGAGUGUUCUUCAUAGAACUUGUUAAAUGCAGUUAUCUUUUAGGCUGUUUUCUAAAGGAUACAAUGUAAAUGUAUUUGCGAAUUUUCAAGAAAAUAAAUAUAUGUUAAUGCUGAAAGAAGUUAACUA
Lutra lutra (Eurasian river otter) is the source of this 2015-nucleotide messenger RNA. RefSeq names its product translation machinery associated 16 homolog (gene TMA16). The transcript is spliced from 7 exons. The record is from RefSeq and is a predicted model, not a curated record. Lineage: Eukaryota; Metazoa; Chordata; Mammalia; Carnivora; Mustelidae. Gene Ontology annotation, cellular component: nucleus. The coding region runs from base 279 to 998 and encodes 239 amino acids.